CGCGAGUUCUGCUAUGUGGGUUUGAGUUUCUGGGCAUUUUUCGGCCGUGAGUUUCCCCUGCAAACGCCGCCGGCUUCUUCUCCUUACCAGCUCCGGUUUGCUUGCUGGAAUUCUGGUUUUGAUCGUUCUGUCACCGUAGCACUUGGGUUAGCCUUCUGUUCUGUGCGAGUAAGGUAAGUAAAUUAUGGUAAAGCCCUUCGAUUUGAAAGUAUGUUUUAAUUGUUUUUGAGAUGGUGGCAAGGUUUAAAUUGAUUUUAAAUUGAUUUUAUCAGCAUCUGAAUGUGAUUAAACUGAAAUGGAAAUUGUGAUGGUUUUCAUGAGAAUUUCACUGUUUUCUGGAAUUGAGCAUGAUUGAAAUGAAAAUGAGAAUUUCAUCGUUUUUCUGAAGUUAUUGCACCGAGCAUGAUUGGUUUGAAAUGAAACUGUUUUCAUUGGUAUUGAGUACAGCAUGUCUAUUUGGAAUUGACUGAACUGUUUUAAUGAAUUGAGAGUUUGUAAAUUUUGAGUUUUCUGAUAAAUCCAUGCCCACAUGGAAUUUUUCUGGUUAUUUUUGAAAUUGGGAUUGAUUGUGAAAUCCGGGUUUUUCUGUAAACUCUGCAUGGUUUUGUCUCGGAUAUAGUCAUGAUUACUGAUUACUGAUUACUGUGCCCGCUAGUGGGAGGUUUAUAAACGCUAGCACAUGUUGACAUGUAUUUCUGUAGAACCGGUUCACCCUACCAAUGGGGUUAAACAUUGGUAAUUACUAUCGCCUACCAGUGGGAGUUGUAAACACUGGCACCAUUACUGACGCUUGCCAGUGGGAGUUAUUAAACACUGGCACUUCUGUAACCUUGCCUAUGGGGUUAAACAUUGGCAACUACUGUGCCCGCUAGUGGGAGGUUUAUAAACGCUGGCCAUGACUUAUAGAUGAGACUACUGAACUGAGUUUUAUUCUGCAUGAACGGUUUGUCAUGAAGGCUUUGAUAUUGAACUGAAUCUGAUUCUGUUUUACAUGGUUUGUCUGGCAAGCUUAAAAGUUUUACC
This is a messenger RNA of Rubroshorea leprosula, 1023 nucleotides long. Lineage: Eukaryota; Viridiplantae; Streptophyta; Magnoliopsida; Malvales; Dipterocarpaceae. The record is from the annotation of a GenBank genome assembly.